Molecule: messenger RNA, 249 nt
Organism: Oppiella nova
Lineage: Eukaryota; Metazoa; Arthropoda; Arachnida; Sarcoptiformes; Oppiidae
Source: the annotation of a GenBank genome assembly
AUGAAUUUGUCUGACAAUACACUCAACUUAUGGAAUGGUUUCGAUGUAAGUCCGGGAGGUUACACCAUAGAGAAUUGGUAUGAAGUAAGCAAUCAAUUGGAUUGGAUUUGGUAUUUGCAUUGCUAUGCAUUCGCGUCGCUAUACUUUGCCCUCUCGUCCAUUACACUGAUCUCAGUGUUAAGACUGCGGACAGCUCUAUACCUAUAUAUAGAUCCAUACGGAUCGAAAAAUUGCUUCAAAAUUCAUUAA